AUGGCUUCCCUUACAUCCAAACGAAAGUCUCGCGACGACGACGCGUACCCUGUCGAUGAAGCUAGAACGCCUACCGGUAGUCCUCCUAAGAAGAGACUCCGAGUAACCCGAAACCAAAAACAGGCACUUAUCGAUAAUCUGCAGCUAGAGGCUAUUUCGGUUAAUCCUGCCAUGCGGAAGGCUUCUGCUGCAAGCCCGAGUCCGCGCAGGACGAAGAGACAGAGUCACGAAGGUCUCUACUCCGAUAAGGAAAAUGCCCCUGCGACAGGGGAACAGCUUGAUGUACUCAAGAACCCAAAGAGACGCGCUAAACCCGGCGCUGCUGCCGGUACUUCGCGGGUGGUCUCCCAAGAAGUUAGAGGGGCAGACUUCAGAAUUCUUUCUCCAAAAUCAUCAAACUCUAGGACAUAUCCACAAUCACCGCUUCGCGCAUCCCCCGAGAAAUCUCAGAAUUCCUCUUACCUCUCACGGCCGAUGCCAUCGCUAAAGCCUUCUAGUCCACUCAAGGCUGCGCCAACUAGCCUGGCCGGAUCCCUGGAAAGCGCGCGCCUUCGUACCACGAAAGGCACACCGUCUGUAGCAACAGCAAACAGACCCGCUUCGCAAGCAUCCAAGAGGCCAGCAAGUAGGGCCACUACGGCAUCUAAGACGACGACACGGUCGCCCUUGCCACGACCCGCUACCCGUCAGCUUGAGCGCAGAGGUAGUGUCUCGUCCUCCACGUCAUCUGGCACAACUGUCACCAAGCCGACGCGGACAGGUGCAAACGCAAGGAAGGUGACAGCCGCAUCAACAGCUAGCUCCACAGCUAAAAAGGCUGUCGCAAAUAGCCAAACGACUUCCGCAACUGCCAAACGUAACGCCGCGUCGGCUACCAGGAAGACCGCCGCUCCCGCAGGAGGUGAAGCUCCGACAACGGGACGGAGGGUCCUCCGCAAACGCGCUUAA
Molecule: messenger RNA, 948 nt
Organism: Aspergillus oryzae RIB40
Lineage: Eukaryota; Fungi; Ascomycota; Eurotiomycetes; Eurotiales; Aspergillaceae
Exons: 3
Coding region: 1-948 (315 amino acids)
Source: RefSeq, a predicted model, not a curated record